AUGGCAGACCCUCAAGAGCUGCCGUUAAUGGGCCUCAGCUUCUACCACAGCCAGUCGCCCUUUCUUUCCUGUGAGCAGCAGCAGCAGCAGCAGCAGCAGCAACAGCAGCAGCAGCAGCAGCUGGGUCAGCCCAAUGUGCUUCCGUGCGGGUGCCGAUCUGUGUCGGCUCUCCGCGCACUCUCUCAGACCGUGUGGGAUCAGCAACUGCAGCAGCAGCAAGCUCCGGUGCAGCAGCAUCAGUGGCAGCAGCAGCAACAGCAGCAGCAAAUGCUGUCUCAACAGCCCCUUCAGGGUAUAAGACGCCCUUUAACUGACUGCACGCCAUAUUGGGGCUCCGUAGGGGCCUCAACUGCCUUCGCAGAUACACAGCAGCAGCAGCAGCAGCAGCAACAGCAGCAGCAGCAGGAGGAAAGCUUUAUGCCGACGUGGGAAGAGGAGACACUUCGUGAGGCGCAGGAACUGCACCGCCGAUUUCAGGAGAUUGCAAGGGAGCAGCAGCUGCAGCAGCAGCAGCAGCAGCAACAGCAGCAACAGCAGCAGCAACAGCAGCACCGACACCAACAGAAGCCGCAGCAGCAGCAUCAACAGCAGCAGCAGCUUCCGGUGCGGCAGCAGCAGGUCAUGGAGACGGAGGGAGCGCAACGGCAGCAACAGCAGCAACAGCAGCAUAAGCAGCAGCAUCAGCAUCAGCAGCAGCAGCAGCAGCAGCCACAGCAGCAGCAUCAACAGCCGCAGCACGAGACAGGCGGCGCUAUGUGCUGCUGCUGCUCUCCCUUCUUGCCAGUGCCCACGCCGGAGCGUUUCAGGGCGGAGAAGCAGCAGCGGCUGCAGCAGCAGCGCAGCAAACGCUAUGCGCUGCAGCAGCAAACCCGCGACAUUCGAGCUGCCAGGGAUGCAGGGGCUGGGGGCCUCUUGCAACUGCGCCCUGUACACACACAGCAACAGCAGCAGCAGCAGCAGCAGCAGCAGCAGCAGCAGCGGCAGCAGCAGCGGCAACAGGUGACACAGCAGCACCAGGUACCGCAGCAGCAGCAGCAGCGGCGCCAGCAGCAGCUGCAGCAGCAAGAGGCGAGGACGGGACCUCCGCAGCAGCACCAGCAGCAGCAGCAGCACAAGGCAAUGCCUCCAGGAAGCCCGGAUGUGAGUGCAGAUGAAGCUGCUGAUUCUUCCCAAGCUAGCGGUGCUCCCUUCAUGCUGCAGCAGCUGCAGCAGCAGCAGCAGCAUCUGCUGCUUCAGCAGCAGCAGCAGCAGCAGCAGCAGCAGGGAGCAGAGGGAGCAGCAGGGGCUGUAUUCUGCUGCUGCGCCGGUAGCGCUGAGGGAAGCUGCACUUGCGGGCGAGGUCAGCAGCAGCAGCAAAGGAGGAGCAGCAGAAUAAGACAAGCAGGGACACCGCAGCGCUUGCUGCAACUGCUGCAGCGUCACGGAGGACCCCAUCAGCAGCAGCAAAAGCUGCAGGCGCAGCAGGAAGGAAACGAACAGCAGCAACUGCUCCAGCAGCAGCAGCAGCAGCAACAGCAGCAGGGAAAGGAGACUAUAGAGUCAACGUUGUGGCCCUUCCGGGCGCUUCCUUUAGGCGAAGUGAUGCAGCGGCGGCUGCAACAGCAGCAGCUAAAGCAGGAGCAGGAGCAGCAACAGCAGCAGCAGCUGCUGCAGCAGCAGCAGCAGGUGCAGCAGCAGCAGCAGCAGCAGCAGCAGCAGCAGGGUUGCUGGAGGGACUCCUUUACUGCCGCUUGUUCACAGUAUAUGCCGUUUGCUGAGCGGUGUCUGAGCCCUUCCUUCAGGGCGCUGCUGCAGCAGCAAAUUCCGCUGCAGCACGAGCAGCAGAAAAGGCACUUGCUGCAGCUGCAGCAGCAGCAGCAGCCGUUGCUGCUCCCUGAGACGGACAACCGAGAUAUACAGCAGCAACAAAACCUGCAGCAGGAGGCCGCGUGGGUAGUGACCCACCCGGGAAUGCAGCAGCAGCAGCAGCAGCAGCAGUUGCAGCAGCAGCAACGGCAGCACGAGCAACAGCAGAAGCAACUCAAGCUGGAACACCAGCAGCUGCAGCCAUGCAUCCAGCUGCUGCAGGAUCUGCUGCAGCAGCAGCAGCCCUCCACAGCACCGACAGAAACCGCUGCUCCCUCGCUGCAGCUGGAGCUACAAGCCCCAGAACAGCAGCAGCAGCAGCAGCAGCAGCAGCUGGGCCCGCACUGGCUGCCGGAGCAUCCUCACUGGCUGCCUAAGUACGAGCCGCUGCCUUCAUGGUAUUUCGACCAGCAGCAGCAGCAGCGGCAGCAGCUGCAGCAGCAGCAGCAUCUGGAGCCGCAGCAGCAGCAACUGCUGCUGCAGCAGCAGCAAUCCUGCUGCUCCUGGGGCCUCCCUUCCUCCUGCAACGAGACUGCAGGGGAGAUGCUGCAGUCCCCUGUCUCUGUGCUGCUGGGACAGCGGAUGGAUGCACCGGAAGCUGCUGCUGCGGCUGCUGCUGCUGCUGCUGCUUUUGGCAGCAGCGCCACCUUCUGCCUGCCUAUCGAUGAGGCCUCAUAUACGCGAAAUGAGCAGGCGCAGCACGAGCAGCAGCAGCAGAAGCAGCAGCUGCUGCUGCAGCUGCAGCAGCAGCGGCGGCGGCGUGAACAGGAUAUGCAGCAGAGGGCACUGCAGCAGCAGCAGCCCGAGCUAGAGGAGACGCAGCAGGAGCAGCAGCAGCCGCUUGACCCGGAAACGCAACAGCAGCAGCAGCCGCAGCAGCAGCAGCAACGGGAGAAAGAACAGCAACAGCAGCAGCAACCCAGUGAGGCACCAACGGAUGAGCCGCCGGGGGAAAGCAAAAGCGUUGUCUCUGCUGCGUGCAACCUUAACUGCAGCAGCAGCAGCAGCAACAGCAACAGCAGCAACAGCAGCAGGAAGGCGUUUUACCUGCGUGCAACAGUACUGCGUUUAGAGGGGAUGCAGCUGCAGCGGCGGCGUCGGUACGUGGCGCGGCAGCAGCAGCUGAAGCAGCAGCAGCAGCAGCAGCAGCAGCAGCACCAUGCCGUGAGCCCGCUGCUGCGCGCGUGUCUCUCCGUCUCUGUCUCUAAUUGUGGGAGACGCCUGCAGCAGAGACACCGCGUCAGAGCAGCAGGACUGCAUGCAUUUGUGAAAACAAUUAGGGAUAAACAUAGGCAGCAGCAACAGCAGUUGCUGCGGCUCAUCAGCAGCGGUCAAGCCGCUGCAGCAGCAGCUUGUGCUGCUGCUCUACCUUCGGCAGCAGCAAAACCCUUUGUCAGACGAACUCGGGCAGCAGCAGCAGCAGCUGCUGCUGCUGCUGCUGUUGCUGCUGCAACAGGGAAAAGGUCUUCAAAAUCGGCAUCAAGAGCAACAGCGACAUCAGCAACAGGAACAGCAGCAGAAGCAGCACCUGCUGCUGCUGCUUCAAUAGCAGAUGGCCUGAGCCUCCGUCGCUUAGUAGCAUCACAACGGCGGCAGCUGCAGCAACAGCAGGAGGUGCUGCAAAGACAGCGCCUGCGCAUAGCGUAUCUGGAGCAGCAGCAGCAGCAGCAACAGCAGCACCUCCGGCUGCUGCAGCAGGAGCUGCUGGUGACGCAGCGGCUCCAACCGCAGCAACAGCUUAUCGCAGAUAACGAAUUUGACUGCAGCCCCGCCAAACUGCAGCAGCAGCAGGAGCAGCAACAGCAGCUGGACGCGCGGGUGCACUUGCUGCAGCUGCAGCUCGAAUGCAUGCAGCAGCAGCUGCUGUUGCUCCUGCGGCGCCGCAGCAGCAGCAGCAACAGCAGCAGGAAACGCAUUACAUCGAACUCUCUGGAUGGCGCCCGUACCGCCUCUUCCCCUCCGCAGCAGCGGCAGCAGCAGCAACGGCAAGAGCUGCCGCAGCUGCAGCAGCUGCAACAGCUGCAGGAAUUGCAGCAGCUGCUGCAGGAGGACCAUCAGCAGCUGCAGCUGCAGCAACAGCAGCAGGAAAUUAAGCGAAAGGAGCUUUUGCAGCAGGAGAAGACGCCAGUGGACUUUCACGUACAGCUGCAGCUGCUGGAUAGGCAGCUGGCUGAGGCGCAGCAGCAGCAGCAGCAGCAGCAGCUGGGAAAGCGAGAGGCGCAUACAAAGCAAAUGGAAGAAGAAAGAGAGGCCCUUGCGGCGAAGCAGCACCAGCUGCAGGCAGAGCUAGAGCGACAGCUACAGCAGCAAGAGGAGCAGCUGCUGCUGCUAGAGCAGCAGGAGCAGCAGCAGGAGAUGCUGCUGCAGCAACAGAGAGACCGGCAAUUGGAGGAGCACCAGCAGCUUCUAAAGCAACAGCAGCAGCACAUAGACGAGCAGCAGGAGCACCUGCAGCAGCAGCAGCAACAUCAACGGAAGUCGCGGGAGGGGCGGCAGCCAGAGACUGAAAGGCAGCAGCUGCAGCAGCUACAGCAACACGAGCAGCAGCAGCAGCUAGAGCAGCAGCAGGAGCAGCACAGGCGAAAUAUACAGCAGCAUGAAGAGCUCUUUAGACUCCGGCAGCAGCUGAUGGAGCAGAUGAGGCUGUUGCUGCUGCUGCUGACGCAAACAAAUCCUUCUGCCCCAGUGGAGAGGAAUCAGCUGCAGCUGCAGCAGCUCCAGCAGCAGCUACAGCUGCAGGAAGAGCAGCAACAGCAACUGCAGCAGCAGCAGCUGCUGCAGAUGCAGCAGCAGCGGCAGCUGCAGGAACAACAGCAACAGCGCCAACACCAGCAAGUGCAGCAGCAACAGUUGCAGCAGCAGCAAAGGCCGCAGCACCAGCAAGUGCAGCAGCAGCAGCAGCAUCAGCCGGUGCAGCAGCAGCAGCAGCAGCCUCUGCCAAGGCUAGCAGUGGCGAUGCAACAACUGCUGCAGCACCAGGAACAGCAGCAACGCCUACGGGAGAAGCAGCUGGAGCAGCAGAAGAAGCUGCUGCAGCAGCAGCAACAGGCGCGGAAGCAGCAACUGCUCCGGCAGGAACAGGAGCAGGAGCAGCUGCUGCAGCAACACCGCCAGCGUGUUGCUGCUCUGCCUUCUGCAAAAGGUGAAGGCGACUCAAGCGGCACGCAGCAGCAAAGCAGCAGCAGCAGCAAAGGUCCUUCUGCGAUUUCAGCUGUACAUGCCGCAACAGUUGCUGCUGUGAACAGUGCAGCUAUUGCUGCUGCUGCAGCUGCUGCAGCAGCGGAGUUUGUAGCAGAGCGAACAGUAGCUUCGAGGAGAUCAGGAGACUGCAGCAGCCGCUGCAGCAAGAACAAGAGCAGCAGCAGCUGCUGCAGCAGCAAAAGGAGCAGCAGCAGCAGCAGCAACCCGGUAGUGUCGUCCAGCUCUACAGAUAUAUCCGAGUUGCGCACGUCGCAGCAUAAGCAAAACGCUGCUGCUGCUGCUGCUGCUGGCAGCAGAAGCAGCCAGCAGCAGCAUCAGCAGCAACAGGAGCAAGAGGAGUAUGAGCAGCAGCAACACGAGGAGCAACAGCAGCAGAAGCGACUGCAGCAGCAGCGGCGGAUGCAGCAAAGGCGUGAAGAGGAGCAGCAACUGCAGCAGCAAGAAGAUGAGGAAUCCGAUGAUGAAGCCUCAGUUGACGAGGAGACAGCAGCAGCAGCAGCAGCAGCAGCAGGAGCCAAGCAGCAACGGAAACUUCACACCCAGCGCAGCAGCAGCCUGCUGCUCCUUCGCUCCAGCCAGCAGCAACAACUAGACCAGCAGCAACUGGAGCAGCAGCAGCUAGAGGAGCAGCAGCAAGAGAAGCAGCAGCUAGAGCAGCAAGAAGAAGAAGAAAGCGACGCGUUUAGCUAUGAUGCAGACGGAGACUUUGAGGUCGGGCCUCUGUACACUGAAGAGGAAAUACAGGCGCUGCAGCAGCAAGAGCAGCAGCAGCGAGAGCAGCAGCUGCAGCAGCAGCAAAGUGACGCUAACAGAGGACUUCUCCACGGAGAAUAUUACGCCGGAGAAGAAGCAAAUAUACAGCAGCAGCAACACGAGGGCGAGCAGCAGCAGCAGGAUCUGCAGCAGCAGCAGCUCGAGCAGCAGCAGCAGCUGCUGCUUCAGGAGCAGGAGGUGCUGCAGGCACUGCACAAGCAGCAGCGGGAGCAGCUGAUGAUGCAGCAACGCGAUGAGUUGCAGCAACUCGAAGUGCAGCAGCAGCAGCAGGAGCAUGAUGCCCAGAUGCAGUUUCUGCUGCUGAGGCGCAGCAGCAAACUAAACGCCAACGCCACCGCUGGGCCUACACUUCCCCAUGAGGGAGCUACUCAGCAGCAGCAGCACCAGCAGCAGCAGCAGCAGCAGCAGCAAGAGAAGCAGCAGCAGCAGCAGCAGCCUGGCGCCGACGAGGAGUCCAGCAGAAGCGAGGAAGCAAAUGAAGUGGAAGGCCAGCGGCAGCAGCAAGACGAGCCGCAGCAGCAGCAACAGCAGCAGCAGCAGCAGCAGCAGCAGGGAGGGGGUUGGUUUACGGCUCUCCCUUUAUCACCGCAGAGCACCCAGCGACCAAUCCUUAGCAAAGCGCUGCAGCUCUCACGGGGCUAG
Eimeria acervulina is the source of this 6462-nucleotide messenger RNA. RefSeq lists its product as hypothetical. NCBI's taxonomy places the organism in Eukaryota, Apicomplexa, Conoidasida, Eucoccidiorida, Eimeriidae. The transcript has a single exon. Bases 1 to 6462 code for a protein of 2153 amino acids. The record is from RefSeq and is a predicted model, not a curated record.